Molecule: messenger RNA, 807 nt
Organism: Botrytis porri
Lineage: Eukaryota; Fungi; Ascomycota; Leotiomycetes; Helotiales; Sclerotiniaceae
Exons: 1
Coding region: 1-807 (268 amino acids)
Source: RefSeq, a predicted model, not a curated record
AUGUCGCGCAACAACCCCAGUAUCGAUCCACAACUAUCCCUGGAAUUAUCCCUUGAAAAAUCGAAUGUCGGAGAAGCAACAACAGAAGUGGAGGCUGCCAAUGAUAAUCAAGUUUUGAAUACAAAUGAGGAUUAUAGACAAGCAGAAGCGGAAGCGCAUGGUCUUGAUAAUAGCAUUGGAGGAGCUUUUGGAAAUGCUUUGGGGAUCAAUUUGAUGGAUAUCUCCGAGUUGAUGCGCAACGACGAUUCUAUUCUCAACACAGAUCCUGUUCGUAAUCCCGACUCCAUUCGCGACAACGAAUUCAACAUGUCUUCAUCAGACAGCAAUAACUUCUCUGAAGAUGAGGAGACAUCGCAUUCCGAGUACAGUGACGACAAAGAUAUGGAUAUGGAAGAGACUUUGACGGGUGCCGAAGAAGUAGCGCCAUUGCUUCUUCGCUCACCUUCAUCACCGCCAUCAUACUCGCCCCCUGCAACACCGGUCUUGAAACUUCUACCAAUGUUUACUCUUAGUCCUGGCAUUUCCCCCUCAGCAAUGCCAUUUUUCGAUGAUCCAAUUCGUUACGCAACCAGGAUCAACGCCAGAAAAGUUCGCAUGCAUGAUACGCAUUUUACGCCUGCAGAAGAAACAUUAAGACAAUUGCCAGGGAGAUGGUGGCGAAGAAUUUCAAAGAUACCAUCGUCUCUCCGAAAAUGCUGGACUCCAUAUGACAUCUUUGAUGAGUAUUUGGAGAACACAUUGGUGGCUGUAAAUGAUUACGGUGCGAAGGAGGCUGCAGUCGAUACGAAAGUUGAUGCCAGUAAAUAA